This is a messenger RNA of Mastomys coucha (southern multimammate mouse), 5262 nucleotides long. RefSeq names its product microfibril associated protein 3 (gene Mfap3). The record is from RefSeq and is a predicted model, not a curated record. NCBI's taxonomy places the organism in Eukaryota, Metazoa, Chordata, Mammalia, Rodentia, Muridae. The transcript has 3 exons. Bases 675 to 1724 code for a protein of 349 amino acids.
GCCUCACAGUCGAAGACACAAAUAUACCCAAAGCACACGCGUCCCCACCGCUUUCACCCGGAGGCAGUGCCGCUGGCAUGGCUGACUAGCUGGGAGCCGGGCCUGGGGUCAACGCUGCAGCCCAUCUGUGCGACAAAGAGCUCGGGCAGCAGGCAGCGGCGACUCCUGGGCUAACGUGGCCAGUCUCCCGUCUCCGCACGCCCACACGGCAGAUCCCACCCCCCGGCCUGAGGUAAACAAGCUCUCCAACCCCUUAGGCCGGCAAGACCCCCAAACAUGGGCGGAAGCUCUGCAGCCCCUCGACCCGUGACCCCGAGACCCCAGCCUUCGCCGCCCUCACCCGGAAGCCCCGCUGACCCGACACCGCCCCUCACCGCGGCCACCGGCGCCGCCCGCUCGCCGAUCCGACCGUCGCGGAAGUACUCCUAACCUCCUCACGGAGGCGGGUUCGCCUUCAAGGAGUGCUUCCGGGUCAAGCAUCUGCUGGGGCGGAAGGCGCUGACUCCAGUGAGGCUGGCCUUCAUAUUCAUCUUUUAAUUUUGAAAGCCUCCGAACACCUUGGACCACUUCUUUGGAAAACUCUUCUACCAGCAACAAGUCAUUUACUGCGAUCCUGUUCAGCAUAGCCACGUUUGAGUUUUCCAAGCCUCAGUAGGACUGCCUUUGGUUUUCCCAUGAAGCUGCAUCACUGCCUGUCCCUCUUACUGGUGGUCACUCUUGUGCCAGCUGCUCUGGUUUUGGAAGAUGUGGCUCCACUGGAAGCAAAUCAGAGUUCUUACAAUGCAUCGUUUCUCCCAAGCUUUAAACUCUCAGCAGGUUCCUACUCAGGUGAUGAUGUCAUUAUAGUCAAAGAGGGAACAAAUGUGUCGUUGGAGUGUCUUCUCACGGUGGAUCAGUAUGGAGAAGUCCACUGGUACAACUCAAAAGGACAGCAGCUGCACAGCAGAGGUGGAAAAUGGUUGGUUUCUGAUAACUUCCUAAAUAUCACCAGCGUAGCCUUUGAUGACCGUGGGCUCUAUACUUGUAUCAUCACUUCUCCAACUCGUGCCUCCUACUCAGUCACCCUCCGUGUGAUCUUCACCUCUGGAGACAUGAGUGUCUACUAUAUGGUUGUCUGCCUGAUCGCCUUCACAAUCACGCUCAUCCUGAAUGUCACUCGGCUGUGCCUGAUGAGCACCCAUCUCCGCAAGACUGAGAAGGCCAUCAAUGAGUUCUUCAGAACUGAGGGGGCUGAGAAGCUCCAGAAGGCCUUUGAGAUUGCAAAGCGUAUCCCCAUCAUCACCUCUGCCAAAACCCUCGAGCUUGCCAAGGUCACACAGUUUAAGACUAUGGAGUUUGCCCGCUAUAUUGAAGAACUGGCCAGAAGUGUCCCCCUCCCGCCCCUUAUUCUGAACUGCCGGGCCUUUGUUGAGGAAAUGUUUGAGGCUGUUCGAGUGGAUGACCCUGAUGACAUGGGAGAGAGAAUUAAGGAAAGACCUGCUUUGGAUGCUCAAAGCGGCAUCUAUGUGAUUAACCCAGAGCUAGGCCGAAGUAACUCCCCUGGUGGGGAUUCCGAUGACGGCUCUCUAAGUGAGCAGGGACAGGAGAUAGCAGUACAGGUCUCUGUCCACCCUCAGUCAGAGACCAAAAGCAUUGGGACAGAUUCUCAAGACAGUAGUCAUUUCAGCCCACCCAGUGACCCUGCAUCUGCUGAGGGCCGCAUUCACCACAGAGUGAGCCUGUGACAACUGACAGCUUGCCCAGUGCUCAAGAAAAGAGCCUGCUAUGAGAACAUAACAUUAUUAUAAAAUGACCAGGGUCUUCCCUUUAACCUUAAGCACACUACAACAUGAAUUGCCAAAGUCAUUGUGAAAGGGCAGCAUUUUUCUGAUAUUUGGUCAUUUUGCUUAAGGUUGCUGGAGUGAUGUGUGUUAAGAUUGAAAGAUACCUGGGCCUCAGUAAGACUUCUGGUCACAGUUUUUUUUUGUCUCAUGUAUGACACAUUGAAGCCUGAGUUUCCCCAUCAAUGGAAUCAGUGAUUUGUUCUCAUUGAGUUGAGACUUCAAAACAUCUUACCUAUUGUACUUCUAAGUCAGCCUUUCACUAGACCUUUGGUCCAUCCUUUGAGACUCUAUUCUGCACUCUAGUUGUCUACACCAAUGCCAGACAUGGAAUGGCCUGCCCUGGGGAAUGAACAUAUGCUAGUGCAGAUCUUGUAAGUGUGGCACCAGUGUGUUACACAGAUCUAGAAAGUAAUUUCGAUUAGAAAAUCCCUCUCACUGGGCAUGGUAGCACACACCUUUAAUUCCAGCACUCAGGAGGCAGAGACAGUCAGAUCUCUGAGUUCCAGGCCAGCCUGGUCUAUGGAGCAAAUCCAGGAUUGCAAGGGCUACACAGAGAAACCCUGUCCCAAAAAAAAAAAAAAAGAGAGAGAGAGAAGGAGGAGGAGAAGUCUCUCUCCAUGAGAAUUGUAUUCUUGGGAGAACAUGCUGUCUUUCUAGCUUACCAAAACCUUUAGUCCAUCGAGGCUGGCCUUGAUGUCCCCAAGGGAAAAUGUUUUUGGUGUUUUGUGAACAAGAACUAUCUCAAGUCACCUCCCUGGAAAAUCAUCAAUUUUGAUACUUUUUAAUAAUGCCUCAGGCUUUCUCUUUUUAGACAUACUAAAUUCCCAGGUGGGCUCUGAGUAGGUUUAGAACUGCAGAAUCUGCUUCAGUGCCCGGCAGCACUCCUGCCCACUGUUCCUCAACCUGGUGCUAAAGACGAUACGCCUCUUCUUGUCUCCUUGAGACUUGUUGGUAUUUUUGUUCUUUGGAUACAUCCUUUUGAGUGAGGUCUCUUUUGUAGCCUUUUUUGAGGCACCUACCUGAAAUCAGAUGAGAUCAUCAUGCUCAGUGCAUUAUUAUAUUAAAACGGGCAAGCCAGACCUAAGGGGGAAAUGACAAGUGGUGGUGCUGCCUGCCUCGUCUGGGUACAGUGAGCACUGAAGCUGGUCCUUCCUGCUGGCUGAGAGUGACAUGACAGAUUGUAAAUAGUCUCCACAAUCAUUUCCUCAGCUGCAGGAAGCGCAUGCCAUGGAUUUUUAACAUCGUGGCCAUGGAGCUCAUUGUGAUGCUUCACUUCAUUUGGCUUCUGGUUGUUGGAGAUUUGCUUGAACUAGAAGGUCCUGAGGGAAGUGUGCAGAGAAGGUGUUCAUCGGAAUUUAAUUUAAAGUGUCAAACAGAGGACAGCAGGAAAUUCAAAGUAACCAGUGAGCUCAGUGCCUGCUUUUGUCAGGCUCAUCAGAUACGACACCUCCACUCUGGACAAUGUGAACGAAUCAGUGUGCAGUUUUAUCAAGUGGCAUAUGGAUAAUAAGGGAAUUCUGCCUUUUCUGUCUCUCAGGCUGUUUCCAUGGAAACCUCUAGAGCCAAACAAAAGCUACCAAUCAUUCAACCAAAAAGCUUGCCUUGGCUCAGAGAUGGGAGUUUCUUUAAGGAAAGCUGUUUUCAUACAUUUGGCUGUAGAAUAAGGGCUCUUACACAUACCCUAAGUUACAGAACAUGUUUUUCCUUCCUACUGUUCCCUGGACAUAGUAAAUUUUUUAAAAUCUCUUCUGUGGGGUCAGUCUCCUAAAUUUCCCUCAGAUCUGUAGUCCCUUGCCUGAUAAAACAAGGUUGGGGUCACUUCUUACAAUAAAGUCUGUUGCCUUAAAUACUGGUUUUACCCCCACAUGUUCCUAGAAGGAACAUUAAUGUCUUGAACUUUAAGGUAGACAUACUUAAUGACCAGAUUUUCAGAAAAUGAUACUUUACAGAAAUGAAAAAUACCAAAACAGUUAGGUAAGCUUACAGGAUUCAUACAGGCCACUCCACCAUAGCCUGGGCCAGUCAUCACAGAAACAUAAAACAGACGCUUUGUGGUAGAACACAGCUGUAAUCUCAGGUCCUGGGAGGCAGAGGCAGGGAGGAUUGCAAGUGCUGAGCCAGUCUGAGCUAUCUAACAAGAGCCUGUCUCAAAAAAAGCUAGCCAGUAGGCACGUAUUUGAGGGUGGGGGGUCAGUUUUCUGGUGUGUACUAAGCCUGGACUUGAUCCAAUGAAAUCCUAACCAGUGGCCAAUGCAGCUGCCCUGCUUUGAGCCUUCCGAGUUAUGUUAAAAUAGGGUAGGGUCAAACUCGGGAGGAGUGGCAGACUUGUAAAAGCUCUUUUUCAAAAUGAAGAGGACAACGGUUAAUAUUUUCUGUGUCUAAUCAAACCAAAUGGAUUUAACAGUCUCAUCUGUAAACCUUUUUUACCUUAGGAACUUAAAACUACAGUCUGAAAGUCUGUUACCAGCUGGUGUCUUUCUGUCUGGCUGAAUCUUAUAGGCUUGUUUUGUUUUGUUUUGUUUUAAAUGCCUUUGAGCAGCAAAAUGUGGCUAAAAUAGGUCUGUUGCCAUAUUGUGAAUCCUGUAUCAUCAUUUAAUGAACUUCAGUGUCCUUACAGAAUCAAAUAGUGGCUUCAUAAAAUAACUCUACCAAAAGUUGCCAUUUCAGCAUCUUCAUACACUCCUUCCACACGUGCACUUUUGAGUUGAUGCUGUCAUAUUUAUAACAGUUUGGUAACCCCAGUUCUCAAAGCUGUGUCUAAUAUGGCUUAAAUAUUUUUUAAAAAAGCAGGUCUUGCCAUACUGUCUAACCUGGCUUCAAACAUGUUAUCCUCCAGUCUCAGUCUCCUGGAUACUAGAAUCACGCAUGCACUGUCAUGCUGGCCUUCGUCUGCCUUUGUCUUAGUAUGUAGCCUAGGCUAGCCUUUAACUUGGAGCAAUCCUCUUGCUUCUGCCUCACAAACACAAAGGUUACAAGUAUCACUAUGCCUGCCUUUCAGGCUUCCUUCUUGAGUCAAGCCCAGUGAGCUUGUCUGUUCUGUCCACUACACAUUGAUACAAACAUGGUAAGAAGUGCUGACUCUGGGACAACCGUGAGAAAGCCCCCAUUGCUACUUGGUCUCCCUUCCACGUAGUAAAGGUCAGCUUCCCAUCUGCAUGCCACUUCCUCUUCUGUUCCCCAACCUCAGGAGCCCGUGGGCCAAUGCUUUGGAUACCCUACAGCAGACUAAGCUGGAUCCCUGACUAACCCCGGAGGCUGCGUGCAUGCUGUCUAGAGCCUCACUCAGCACAGCACUGGCCUCAUCCCCACACCAGCCAUUGUAACUCUAAUGUAUCCUCAUUCCAGAGCCACAGUUUUCUCACCUAAGCAGGAAUGUGACAACACUCAGCCUCGUGAAAACCUCUGGGUGCUUAUGGACCUGUCACACAACAAAGGGACA